AAUUUCAUCAUCAUUGACUUUUACUCCUUAGCGGAAGACUGGGAUUGCCGAGAAAACAAAUGGGAUAAAACUGCUACCGGAGCAUUUUUAGCCCUGCAUAGCCUUUUCUGGGAAUGAAGAGUGGAGGGGGCACAACCACCGCAUAGACUUUUUCUCCUUUCUGAGCGGUCGCAUUUUACCACCUGGGCAACUCUUACCCGCAACGGAAUUGUCCCAAUUCCCAAAACUGCUACCAAACCCACAAAAAGAAAACUCUCAAAUACUCUCUCAUCCGACCAAUCGCCGGCGUCCACCCUCCCCGGCCGCCGGAUUGGGUUGGGCUUAGCAUUGGAUGUUACUCGGGUUCUUCACAGGUUUGUUACUCAGGUGUACAGACUGAUUGAUGCCUCCAUGGCGAUGGGGUUUCUCGCCCGACUGUGCUGCUGCUUCGUGAAGAAACUGAGGGACGGCGGCAGCGGAGGAGGAGACGAGGAUGAUGACGGCGGGCAGUCGUCGGAAUUGUUCUUCGAGCUGCGGACUCUGCAAGUUGCCACCAACUUUUUCUCGGAGGUGAACCAGCUCGGCCACGGCGGCUUCGGCCCCGUUUACAAGGGAUUGAUACCAAAUGGUCAAGAAGUGGCUGUGAAAAAGCUAUCACUGAAUUCAAGACAAGGGCUCAGAGAAUUCACUAACGAGGUGAAAUUGUUACUGAAAACUCAGCACAAGAAUUUGGUCAUGUUGUUGGGUUGUUGCGCAGAAGGACCAGAGAAGAUGCUUGUCUAUGAAUAUCUUCCAAACGGGAGUCUCGACUAUUUUCUUUUUGAUAAAAAGAAGUCUUCAUCCUUGGAUUGGUUGAGACGAUAUCGGAUAGUGACAGGUAUUGCAAGAGGUCUACUCUACCUACACGAAGAAGCUCCUGAAAGGAUUAUCCAUAGAGACAUUAAAGCUAGUAAUAUCUUGCUAGAUGGACAGUUAAAUCCCAAGAUCUCAGAUUUUGGAUUAGCUAGGCUGUUCCCUGGGGAUGAUACUCAUCUAAAUACAUUCAGAAUUUCUGGUACUCAUGGUUAUAUGGCUCCUGAAUAUGCAAUGCAUGGAUAUUUGUCUGUGAAGACGGAUGUAUUCAGUUUUGGAGUGUUGGUAUUGGAGAUUGUGAGUGGUCGAAAGAACCAUGUUAGGGAGCUUGGUGGAGAACAGGAAGACCUCUUAACCUAUGCGUGGACGCUAUUUCAAGCAGGGAAAACAUUGGACUUAGUUGAUCCGAGUCUUGCAAGAUGGAAUCAGGACGAGGCAGCGAUGUGCAUUCAGCUAGGAUUGUUAUGCUGUCAGUCAAAUGUUGCCGAUAGGCCCGAUAUGAAUUCUGUCCAUCUUAUGCUGUCAAGUGAUUCAUUUACUUUGCCUAGACCUGGGAAACCCGGAAUUCAAGGCCGUCGAGGCCGUUGGACCACUACCACCUCUUCUGCUUUCACUAAUACAAAUAGAGCUAAUAGCACCAACACCGCCGGUACCAGCGCUUCAGCAGGUAGUACUAUUGUCGAGGAUUUUUCUAAAAACUCCAUCUCCUAUUCUUCUAUAGAUGAAGGUAGAUAACCUCCUUGUAAAUAUUUCUUAAGGGGUUCUCCACGGAUUUGAUUCUUUUCCAUUUUUUUGUUCUCUAGUGCAGAUUUUCCUUUAAAAAUUCAAGUAGAACUCUCUAAUAUAAUUAUUUACUUAUCAAAAAAAUAAAAAUAAAAAAUUCAAGUAGAA
Messenger RNA from Rhododendron vialii, 1722 nucleotides. RefSeq names its product cysteine-rich receptor-like protein kinase 29. Bases 391 to 1566 code for a protein of 391 amino acids. Gene Ontology annotation, molecular function: ATP binding; protein kinase activity. NCBI's taxonomy places the organism in Eukaryota, Viridiplantae, Streptophyta, Magnoliopsida, Ericales, Ericaceae. Gene Ontology annotation, biological process: protein phosphorylation. The record is from RefSeq and is a predicted model, not a curated record. The transcript has 5 exons.